Ruditapes philippinarum (Manila clam) is the source of this 710-nucleotide messenger RNA. RefSeq lists its product as uncharacterized. Bases 112 to 645 code for a protein of 177 amino acids. Lineage: Eukaryota; Metazoa; Mollusca; Bivalvia; Venerida; Veneridae. The transcript has 3 exons. The record is from RefSeq and is a predicted model, not a curated record.
UGAACACAAUAUAACAAUAAACGCAUGAUCGACUUUACGCAUAUAUCUACCAUAAUCUUUAAACCGGAUGACAAUAUUUAAAGAGUAGCUAUAAGAGGAAGAAGUUUUAAAAUGAUUUUAAGGAUAUGUUGUUUAUUUGUCUUUAUACAGACGGUUGACAGUAUCAUGUGCUAUUUCUGCACGGAUACGAGCAAUUUAGAUGGACGGAAUCAAUGCCAGACGUGGCAUAGAACCAUGCGACAUUACCGAAGGAAGUAUGAAAAGACAGGCUCGUACACAAUAGAUAAAUAUGUGAAAAACUGUUCAGAAUAUGGUGGUAUAGACUCCCCGAAAUACUGCAUGGUUGCACAGAUCGACGAAGGAGAGCAUACACGGACAUUUAUAAGGGACUGCAGUGAUGGUACUUCAUUUUUCAGCGACGAUGUUGACGUUUAUCUACAAAACCAGAAAGUUAAACCCGACAAUCAGACAAGUUGUGAAGCAUUGACAUCUCUUGGAAUAACAGCCUGUGUAACUCUAUGUGGUUAUAAUGAAUUCGGUGUCGGAGACUUUUGUAACGGACCUUUUGACACCUCUAAAGGGUCAUCAUUUAACCGGAAUGCUGCACUGUUCUCAAUACUUGCAGCUUUGAUUUUCUUCAAAUAGUGUUUUGUUGACACGGCAUGUCUUUUUACAUCAUUUGAUUUUAGGAAUGAAGGAGGAGAAAGUUA